AUGUUGAAUGAUUAAAAUGCUUGGUAUGAGUUCAUAGACCCGAUUGCUUGGUUCAAUAUAGAGAGUUGGCUAGGAUGGAUUAUAUACUUCUGCUGUUUGAUCGCUGCAAUGAUUUUGGGAUAUUGGUUGUUGACAGUAAUUUUGCAUCUAUUAAAAAGUCAUUCAUUGUUCCAGAUUAUGAUAUCCACUCAAAAUUCACAAUCUUUUUAUUUUGCUUAACCUUUAGUUUGAGUACUAUGGCUUUGGGGAUGUUCAUUUUUGAGAUCUUCAAGAUUGGACAAUCAUAAACUCGACCAAAAUUAUGGUCAUUCACUUUAUUUAGCGACGUUUUAUUAUUGCUUUACAUAUUGCCUUCUUUAUCAUUGAUUUUCAUAUUCCAAAGGUGGGGCUUUAACAAAUACCCUAAACUAUGUAAAUAUUCAAUCUAUUCAACAAGGCAUUGCUGGAUUUCUGUCUAUAAUUCUUAUUAUUCUGUAUUUAGUGUAGAAGUUCCAUCCAACUAAUUUAGAUUUUAAACUGGCUUCCUAAAUAGAUUUCAUCACCAACAUAGGAACAUAUAUGAUAGGAAUUUUGUCAGGAUUCGGUGCAGUGUAUUGUCCUUGGGCAUAUUUCCAGAUGAUUAGUUUAGAUAGUAAAAUCUAUAUUUAGAAUAGUUAACAAGGUGAAAUAAGGCAAGAAGGCGAUUGUAAGCAAUAUCUAUUUCAUUCUUGCGGAAAUCGAAAAGUCAGUGGUGAAAUUGGUUUUGAUCAAUGAGCAAUACAGACAUAAACUGAAUGGGGAAGAGAAGCCAACUUUCUUUUGGGCCAGAAUAACGAGUUGGUUUAAAAAAACACCUACGGAAUCACAGCAAAGAAAAGAUUUGAAGGAAGAACUACGUUAAUUAAAGGCCAUUCACAGUUAAUUGUAUGAUCAUUUCAAAGAUUACAUUGAUGAGGAAACCAGGUACUAUCAAUCCAAAUCUUUGUAUGGCAAAUUCCUUAAGAGACUGGCAUGGAUUGUAUUGAUUUAUUGUAUUUACAAAAUGAUAAUGAGUACAAUCAAUGCGAUUUGGGGAAGGAAGAAGUCAAUAGAUCCAAUCAGUAGGAUUCUAAAAGUUAUCUUGCCAUUUUUUGGAUUUGAAUUGGAUCAAAUUACUUAUGAGACUCUUGCUAUGUAUGGGACAUUCAUUUUUAUGGGUUACUUGAUGUUCAGCAAUGUUAGAUCGUUCUCCUUGAACUUAGUUAACAUCUUUAACACUUUUAUGGGCAUGGCAGUUCUCCAGAAAUUACCUUAUGAAAUUAUGGUGCUAUUUAUUGCUGAGGUGUUUGGAGUGUAUCUUUUAUCAACAGUUAUUUUAUUGCAAACAAGCUUACCAGAUAGCUUCAUAUCUAAUCUGAAAGAAUAUUCUUAAGGUAUUGAAAUAUUAAGCCACUAUGAAAAAAUUGAUAAAUUAUUUUUAUUAAGUGGUUUUAUAAGUACAUUAAUAAUAUAUGCAAAUUAUCAUAGAAGAAAAUCGAAAUUAGAAAACUUUGAGAAAUCAGAUUUGAAAUUACGGGAUUGA
This is a messenger RNA of Paramecium octaurelia, 1540 nucleotides long. NCBI's taxonomy places the organism in Eukaryota, Ciliophora, Oligohymenophorea, Peniculida, Parameciidae. The record is from the annotation of a GenBank genome assembly.